ACAGCAGUUGGCAGAAUAAUACGGAGUGGUCGAAUCGCAGUGAAUUUGCAUCUUUUUUAACUCCAUAUAAAACCACUAGUCAGUAACCAAUUUAAAACAUUAAAUUUAGAUAAAUAUCGAAAUGGGGUCCAUAAAAGUUAUAAGCGACGAAGCACAUUUCCAAACCGAAUUAACUAAUGCAGCAACUAAACUCGUAGUAGCAGAUUUUACUGCAACUUGGUGCGGACCAUGCCAAAGGAUAGGGCCAGUCUUUGAGCAACUUGCGGUAAAGUAUCCAAGGGCGGUAUUUUUAAAAAUCGAUGUGGACCAAUGUCAAGAAACAGCUGCCUCUCAAGGAGUAUCUGCUAUGCCCACUUUUAUUUUUUAUCGUAAUAAGACAAAAGUUGAUCGUUUACAAGGUGCUGAUCCUACUAGUUUAGAAAAUAAAAUUCAGCAAUAUCUGGGUACUGAUGAUACAGAAGAUGGGGAAAGUAUUGGUGGACAUAUGGACUUGUCUCCAUUCAUUUCCAAGGCAGAGUGUGAAUGCCUAAAUGAAAGUGAUGAUCAUCCUUUUACACAUUGCCUAACUUCUGGUGGAGGCUUUUUGCAAUCAGAUUGCGAUGAACAGUUGAUAAUAUCAAUUACUUUCAAUCAAUCGGUGAAAAUACAUAGCUUGCGGAUCAAAGCGCCAUCUGAUAAGGGCCCAAAAACAAUUAGAAUCUUCAUUAACCAGCCAAGAACUCUGGACUUUGAUUUGGCCGAUAGUUACACCAGCAUUCAGGAUUUACAGUUGACUUCAGAAGACGUCGAAGGAAAUCCCGUUAACUUGAGAUAUGUGAAGUUUCAGAACGUGCAAAACAUCCAGUUCUUCAUCAAAGACAAUCUGGGCGGCGGAGAAGUCACCCAAAUUGAUCAUUUAGCGAUUAUCGGUUCGCCCAUCAACACGACCAACAUGGGCGACUUCAAACGAGUGGCUGGAAAAAAGGGGGAGAGCCAUUAAUGUGCGAUUGUCGCAAACAAAAAAUUUUUUUUUAAAUAAAAUUAUAUAAGAUCUAAUACUUAUUUGCAUUUGUCAAAAAAUAAUAAUUAAUAUGCAUUUAAUACAGAUGAAGAUGUUGAUGGAAAGUAUGUUGGUACGGUAAAUCAAAGGUUGCGAGUUCGAAUCCCUCGGUGAAGCGGAAUUUUAAAAGUUUUCAUUUUCAUGCCUUGGUGUUCAGGUAUUUAUACCUGUAAUGCCUAUUUUUUUUUCAUUUGUAGGCGCUAGUAGUAGUCUCACGUCAAAUCAAAGAUCCUCCGUACAAUAAAACUGCUGCUAACGAAUUAUCAAUAGCCUACACUUAAUUUCUGAAAUAUGCAGUAAUGAUCGUCAUGUCUCUUAUUGACCUAUGAUCGUUGACGUUUGACAAACUUAUGACGUAUUAUCAUAUGUAUAUUCUUGCCAUAUGAUCGUUGACGUUUGACAGACGCCUAGUCCAACAUUUUCGCUACUUCCAAAGGUUUUCUUUUUUGUAUUUCUUGUUUUAAUGAUAAAAAAAUGUUUGUUAAAAUUUUUAUACAA
Molecule: messenger RNA, 1537 nt
Organism: Psylliodes chrysocephalus
Lineage: Eukaryota; Metazoa; Arthropoda; Insecta; Coleoptera; Chrysomelidae
Source: the annotation of a GenBank genome assembly